AUGAAAUCCGGUGCCAGUGUCUACCACAUGCCUUUUAAACCGCCUGGGAGUUCCUUCACCAUUGAUAGUUCCACCAUUCUGAACAUCACUGGUUGCGAUCUUGAUGUGUAUUUGGUCGAUGAUGACAAACUCAGAACCAAGUGGGUUUGCAGAACUGUGUGCCCUGACCAAGGAAUCACAGAAAUGGUGGCUAUGCACAACUGUAACGGCUUCGGAUGUUGCCGUGUUGAGCUGCUAACUCUUGACGCUGAUGGCGUUCACUUCAAAUUUGUCCGCCUCCACAGGAAAAGCAACACCGGAGCAAGCUCUAAGGAGACCUCUCAGUUGUGGGAUAGAAUCAGCAUAACUACUGAUGGUUAUUAUGGCUUUUCGCUCAGGUGGAAUAUAAGGGAUCAACCAACCUGUGUUGCCGCCAUGCGAAACUGGACCACCUAUGCUUGUAUGAGCAGGCAUACCGAGUGCAUUGAUAGUGCAACCUAUGAAUGUAGUGGAGAUGCCACAUGCAUCGACGGAGGCAUGGCAUCUACUAAUGGCUACAACUGCAUCUGCGACAUUGGUUAUACAGGCAACCCUUACAUUCUAGAUGGCUGCUCCAACGACAAAGGGUAUAAUCCUAUUCCGAGCAGAACUGAUUGUACCCGUUGGUGUGGUAACAUCUCUGUGCAAUUCCCAUUCGGCUUAGAAGACGGUUGCUUUGCGAGAGAACAGUUUCACCUCAACUGCACAAAUAGAACGUCAUCGGCUGUUCUACUACGGGAGGAUCUUGAGGUAAUCGACAUGAAUGUUGACAAAGGGACCAUUAAAUUACAAUUUGAUGCAGUAAGCGAUCUUUUUGUUGAUUUUGAGCUAUCUGUGAAAUGGGCAGCCGCUAAUCUAAGUUGCUUAGAGGCCCAACAGAAUAGAUCUGGAUAUGCUUGUGUGAGUAUGAAUAGCAAGUGUUUACCAGUAAAUGCUGAAUACGACUACGUUGGUUACCACUGCCAAUGCUCAGAUGGUUUCGAAGGGAAUCCAUACAUCCAAAGUGGCUGUCGAGAUGUAGAUGAAUGUCGUGAACCAAACAUUUGUCAAGGGGUCUGCCGUAACACCGAAGGGAGCUACUAUUGUACUAAAUGUCCCCCGAACACUGAAUAUGAUGCAGCAAAAAUGCGGUGUACUACAACGAAACAACAAAUAUUGUUUUUAGGUAUUAUUAUUGGGUUGUCUUGUGGCUUCAGCAUUCUAGUUCUGAGCUUUAGUACAAUAUUUCUCAUUCGUAGACGGAGUAAAUAUAUUCAGAAUCAAUUACGGAAGGAAUUUUUCCGGAAGAACCAAGGUCUUCUUCUAGAAACGUUGAUAUCAUCUGAUGAAACUGCCCAUGACAGAACAAAGAUUUUCUCGUUAGAAGAGCUAGAGAAGGCAACAAAUAACUUUGAUCCUACACGUAUCAUCGGCCGUGGGGGCCAUGGCAUGGUAUACAAAGGCAUGUUAUCUGAUCAACAUGUCGUUGCAAUAAAAAAGUCUAAAGUCAUUGAGCAGUGUGAGAUCAAUCAAUUCAUCAAUGAGGUUGCAGUCCUCACUCAGAUAAACCACAGAAAUAUUGUGAAGCUUUUCGGAUGUUGUCUCGAAACCGAGGUUCCACUGCUGGUGUAUGACUACGUAUCCAGUGGUUCACUGUCUCAAGUUCUUCAUGCAGAUGCAAGCAAUGGUCUUUCUUUGUCUUGGGGUGACUACUUAAGGAUUGCCCUGGAAACAGCAGGAGCUCUAUCCUAUCUCCACUCUGCAGCUUCAAUAUCAAUCUUCCAUCGUGACGUAAAGUCCUCAAAUAUAUUGCUGGAUGGGAACUACACAGCUAAAGUUUCCGACUUUGGUGCGUCUAGGUUGGUUCCAAUUGAUGAAACACACAUUGUUACAAAUGUGCAAGGUACAUUUGGGUACUUAGAUCCAGAGUAUUUCCAUACCAGGCAGCUGAACGGGAAGAGCGACGUGUACAGUUUUGGUGUGGUACUAGUUGAGUUGCUUCUCAGAAUGAAGCCUGUAUUUACAAGUGAAUCAGGCACCGUCAAAAGUUUGUCAAACUAUUUCCUACAGGAGUUCAAUGAGGGAAGAAUCACCGAUAUUGCUAAUUCUCAGGUGCUUGAGGAGGCAACCGAGGAAGAGAUCAAUGGUGUUGCCUCUCUUGCAGAGCGGUGCUUGAGGCUACACGGCGAAGAAAGACCAACCAUGAAACAGGUUGAGACAGAACUGCAGACUCUACGGGCAAAACGGAUGAACUCAUCUCAGCCUGAUCCGAGAAAUGGAGAACAUAUGCAACCAAGGUCGUUAACUCAAAGGAGUAGAUCUGCUCGGCAAUUGUCCUCACAACCAGGUGGUAGCCAACGACGCUAUAGCUUGGAGGCAGAGUUCUUGUCAUCUGCUAGCCUACCACGCUAG
Messenger RNA from Triticum turgidum subsp. durum (durum wheat), 2409 nucleotides. The record is from the annotation of a GenBank genome assembly. Lineage: Eukaryota; Viridiplantae; Streptophyta; Magnoliopsida; Poales; Poaceae.